Teleopsis dalmanni is the source of this 2880-nucleotide messenger RNA. Its product is annotated as ATP-binding cassette sub-family G member 4. Gene Ontology annotation, molecular function: ATP binding; ABC-type transporter activity; ATP hydrolysis activity. Gene Ontology annotation, cellular component: plasma membrane. Lineage: Eukaryota; Metazoa; Arthropoda; Insecta; Diptera; Diopsidae. The transcript has 10 exons. The record is from RefSeq and is a predicted model, not a curated record. Bases 587 to 2650 code for a protein of 687 amino acids.
UGAAAUUUAAAAAUAAAUAAAAAUCUGAAAAUAACAAAAAUAGCAAAAAUAGCAAAAAUAGCAAAAUCGGAGAGAACGGAAAGUUCUUGACUUUGAAUCUUUAAAUAUCAGCCUUUUGAGAGGCAAGUGCAAGAACAGUUUUUUGUGUGUUGCGGCGUUCUUUAAUUAUUUUUAAUUUCCCGAAUUUAAUGACAUCUGUUUAUGACUUCAUGUGAUUGAUUCCUACACCGAAGAUAUUAGCUGCUGGAAGUGGUGAUGCUAUAACGCUUGCCUGCCUCUAAACUAACGAUUGAAAUUGCUUUGUUCUAUUGUAAUCUACAGUGCUGUGCUUCGGUUGCAACUUGCAAUUACAGAUUGGAGUUUCUGACGAAAAAUGACACAUAUCUGCCAUCACCAUCACUAAUGUCAGCUGCCAUCACCUGCCAUCAAUAAAACUGGCACGAAAAAAUGUUGGCACAAAAUUGAGGGGGACUCGCUGCUCAAAAUCGCUACAAGGUGUUUGGCAAAUCGAACGACGCAAACAAAUUUUUACCAAAGUUGGUGCAAAACCUUUUAACACAACGGCCUUAGUGAUUAGACUCCAAAAAUGGAUUCAACGGACACUGGCUGCAGCAAUUCCUUUCACAGUACACAAUCACACAGCAAUCGCAGUUCACUUAAUUACAGCAGCGACAUAAACGCCAUCAGCAUCGACUUGGUUGAUCAGUCAAACAAUGCCGGGACUGGCUUCAAGUACCUACCAUCGUGGCCACCUGUCAAUUUGCAGUUCAGAGAUCUAACACAUACCGUACACCUUUUGGGGAAUGGUUCAAAAAAGAUAUUAUCUAACAUAAAUGGUGAGUUUCGUUCACACGAGCUUACAGCUAUUAUGGGACCGUCAGGUGCUGGGAAGACAACCCUUUUAAACUUAUUGGCAGGCUAUGGCACCACAAGUAAAUCAUCUGGACAAAUAUUGGUCAACAAUAAUCCGAGAGAUUUGCGCGUAUUUCGAAAAAUGUCACGCUAUAUAAUGCAAAACGAUAUGCUAGAUCCACAUUUUACCGUCUCUGAAAUAAUGAUGUUAGCAGCUCAUCUAAAAUUAGGCAAUGAACUUAAGAACGAACAGAAAUUAGAAGUGAUCGACGAAAUUCUCUGCAUGUUGCGUUUAAACAAUGCAAGAAAUACAAAAGCUUUGCGUCUUUCCGGUGGCGAAAAGAAACGCUUGUGUAUUGCACUCGAAUUGGUCAACAAUCCACCUGUGGUCUUCUUAGAUGAACCAACAACUGGCUUAGAUGAUCUCUCCAGUUCACAAUGUAUUGCGUUACUACGUAGAUUGUCUCAUGCUGGCCGUACUAUUAUUUGCUCUAUACACACACCCUCUGCCAAACUGUUCGAUAUGUUCGAUAAUGUAUAUAUAUUAGCUGAGGGCGAAUGCAUAUACCAAGGAGCAAGUAGCAAUGUUGUACCAUACAUGAAGCACAUUGGGUUAUCCUGCCCUCUUACUUAUAAUCCUGCCGAUUUUAUAAUUGAAGUGGCAUGUCGAGAAUAUGGUAGCAGUUUUCAUGCCGUAAUGGUUGAUGCAAUCGAAAAUGGGAAGACUUCACGUUGGAGUCCAGUUCAUCGAACCAAUUAUAAUGAGUUAAAAUCCAUGACACCUACAAAAUCGGAUACAACGUCGGGUGCCUCAUCUUUUGACGAAAUCGAACAAUUUGAAUUGGAAAUCAAUCCAAAACUGCUGAAAGCGAAGUCAAGUUGGUGGAUGCAGUAUAAAUUACUUUUAGCUCGAAUGAUGAUGCAAAUGUGGCGCGAUAAGUCAUACAUAAAAUUGAAAUUUUACAUGAAUAUAGUACUAGCUCUGAUAGUGGGUGGUAUCUACAAGGGUAUUGGCAACGAUGCUACUAAGGCACUUUUCAAUUUUGGAUUUGCAUUUACAGUGAUCAUCGCUUAUUUGUAUCUGCCAUUGAUGCCAGUUUUGCUGCAGUUUCCCACCGAAAUGAAACUAAUCAAACGUGAAUACUUCAAUCGCUGGUAUUACUUGAGUUCGUACUACGCCGCCAUGGUUUGCUCGAAAAUUCCAUUUAUGUUCGUUUUGGCUGUCAUAUAUUUAUCAAUGGUCUAUUGGAUGAGUAGUCAACCGCUUGAACUAUUUAGAUUUCUAAUGCUAUUCUUGGUUGCCUUUCUAACAGCCAUGACUUCGGAUAGUCUGGGAUUGUUGAUAAGUUCCAGAUUUAGUCUAGUAAAUGGCAUGUUUAUGGGCCCCGUACUUGCUGUGCCGCUUAUAUUGCUUUCGUGCUAUGGUAUAGGUUACGGUAAGGAUUCAUACAUAUCACCUUUUAUGCGUUUCCUGAUGUCACUUAGUUACUUGCGUCAUGGUAUGGAGGGACUGGUGGCAGCACUAUAUGAUUUCAAUCGCGGCGACACAGAAUGUCCGAGUACGGAAGUAUUCUGUAUGUUCAAGAAAUCUAAGUUUUUGCUUAUGAUUUUGGGUUUUGAGAACUUAAAUUAUAUUUUCUCCAUAUCUUGUCUGGUUGGAUUUUACGUUUUAUUCACUGUAACCGCAUAUGUGAUGAUCAAGCAACGUCUGAGUUUGACGUCGACAACGAAUAUAGCAGCACAAUAUGUACUAGGUUUUGUUACGAAACACCUCAACUUCUCUUCUUAUAAUUACUGAUUUCUCUGGAAUAUCGACAAUUUGUAUAUUAAACUGGUACAAAAUAAUAUUAAAAAUAUAGAUUUAUAUACAAAUUUUUUAUGAGUAUGGGAAAGUUUAUUUUAUAAGUUUUAUAUCUUUAAUAAAAUUCUAUUUAGAACUUUUAAUCGCUUAUAUUGUAUGCCAUUUUAAGAGUUUUAUACCCAUUUUUUGUGAUUAUAUUGUAAAAUAAUUAUCUAAGAGACAAAAUC